Molecule: messenger RNA, 1376 nt
Organism: Amborella trichopoda
Lineage: Eukaryota; Viridiplantae; Streptophyta; Magnoliopsida; Amborellales; Amborellaceae
Product: ras-related protein RABC1
Molecular function (GO): GTPase activity; GTP binding
Source: RefSeq, a predicted model, not a curated record
GCGUUAGAAUGGUGCCUUGAGAUGCUUCCAUGUCUCCUUUAGAAAAUAAAGAAUAGAUGCCACUCUCUCUCUCUGUCUCUGUAACACACGCCUUUUUAUACAAUCAAAGAAUACUCUCUCAUCUUCCAUGAUGGGGAAACAAAACCAGUUCCACUGAGAAACCCAUCAAAACUCUAUAUUCUCCCUGUCUAAUAAGCUUAAAGGACUUCCAUUUGUUCCCCAUCAAGGGGCAUCCCUCUCUCUCUGCUGAAGCUUUUUCUGGUUUCAUGCAGUAGAGAGAGGACCCAGAGCUAAGUAAAUAAAUGGGUUCAUCUUCUGGACAAGGUAGUUAUGAUUAUCAUUUUAAGAUCUUGUUGGUGGGGGACUCAGGAGUUGGGAAGAGCAGCAUUCUCCUCAGCUUCACUUCUCAAUCUUUUAAUGAUCUCUCUCCUACAAUUGGUGUGGACUUUAAAAUCAGAGUGCUCACUGUUGGGGACAAAAAGUUGAAGCUCACAAUCUGGGAUACAGCUGGACAGGAGAGAUUCAGAACAUUGACAAGCUCAUAUUAUAGGGGUGCACAGGGGAUUAUAUUAGUUUAUGAUGUCACAAGACGAGAGACAUUUGUAAAUCUGUCAGAGGUAUGGGCAAAAGAAGUGGAACUCUAUUCAACAAACCAAGAUUGUAUCAAGAUGCUUGUGGGAAACAAAGUUGAUAAGGAAGAUGAGAGGGCUGUUACAAGGGAGGAGGGAAUCGCACUUGCAAAAGAAUAUGGAUGCCUGUUUCUUGAAUGCAGUGCCAAAACUCGAGUAAAUGUGGAAAAAUGCUUUGAGGAACUCGCAUUGAAGAUUCUGGAUGUGCCAAGCCUGCUGGAGGAAGGAUCAACCGUUGGGAAGAGAAAUAAUUUGAAACCAAAACCUGAAGAGCAAACACCCACAAUCCAAAGCACCUGUUGCUAUUAACGGUCACUAUGAGAUCCAAAAGCCAAAGAUGAAGUGAUAGUUAUGCUUUAUGUACCAGGAGUUGAAUAGGCCAACAUGAAAAGUAUGCAAUCCUCGUCAUUCCCUCUACUUCCUAUGUUUUUUUUGUAAUAUUUCCCCUUCUUCUUGGCAUCAAUUUGGGGUACACAUUUGCUAUGCAAUUUGCACCCAUUCAUGCGAAGAAUGAGGUUGAGCCUUACAUAUUACACCAGGUUGUUUGUACAACAGUUGUAAGAGAUAAUAGCAGGAAUGAAGGGCCAUCCUGUUGAUUGUCUGUGUGCAAAGUUGAGGUUUCCAACUCCUGAGAUGUUAAUAGUAGGAGCCAAGAGUCUCUCCUCGUAAUCUUUGUGUGUGAAAUUUGUUGUUUGAUUCUUUUCUCAUGAGAUUUAUAACGUGUUGAGAAGAAGUUCAUGAUUCAUA